This is a messenger RNA of Bacidia gigantensis, 2526 nucleotides long. RefSeq lists its product as uncharacterized. The record is from RefSeq and is a predicted model, not a curated record. Lineage: Eukaryota; Fungi; Ascomycota; Lecanoromycetes; Lecanorales; Ramalinaceae. Bases 1 to 2526 code for a protein of 841 amino acids. The transcript has a single exon.
AUGGCUUCCUCCGCUGUUACUCAGUCCAUGCGACGUAUUACAGCAACAAAGCUGGACGCAGUCUCGAGACAACAGGCAUCGUUCGAGGAAAGCAAAGCAAAGAUUCUCAAUGCCCUUGGAUACGAAGAUGCUGCUGCCGAGCAUAUCCGUAUUCUGCUUGAUGGUCUGAUAAACAACAAGAUUACCACUCCUGUAAAUAUCUCAACCACAACGAUUCGAGCUUUCCUAGAGCAGUCGAAACACGAUCCUUCUGUCUCAGCAAGUCUGCUACAAUCAUGGGAAGUUGAGUUAAGAGACUGCCUGGAUACACCAUCACGCAAGUAUCAGCACGCUUUGCUUUUUGGUCGUUUGGCAAUGGAAUGGUUGGAAUCGAGUGCACAGCAAGCUACGAGUGAUGACAAGAACGAUUCGUUCGAGGCAGUGGGUCGAAAAGAAAUGCACGAACAACGCAAGGAAUGGGAAAACCUUGUUCUGAAUCCAAAGACCAUACCAGACGCAAUGGAGAUUACUACAUAUCUAGCCAAAGUUUUCGCAGUGUCUACAGAAUCACAACUAGGUCUCAAAACGAUUCGACAAAAAAUGAAGAACUUUGUGCUUCCGCCAUUCGACACUGUAUCUCUCAGAAAGACGAUCAAACAUCUGCUUGCCUCCAACCUCCUCAGUCUUGACAAACAAGCUGGACUGAGAGAUCUCCGAGACAAUGCCUUGGUCAUUUCGGAGAUGGCAGAUGUACUGAAUAUGCAGAUCGACAAUCUUCCCUCAUGGUCCUGGGGCGAACCUCCUGCUCUCGAUGUUCGUCGAGCACUUAAUGGCAAGUACCGAGUCUUCAUGGACGGAGACAUUCUACAGGCCGUUCUACUUCAAUACAUUGGCAUCAUGUGGGCUGCGCAUUUGAAAGAGGCUCUGAUAGCCUUCAUGGAGUCAGGUGCUUGGAGAACACUUUCAAGACCGGGAUCUUCUAGAAUUGUGCAAACCAAUGGAUUUCCUGAUACUGUACAAACGACACGUCACGAAAAAUAUAAAGAGUAUUUUAUGCAGCAAUUGCCUUCUUCUCUUGGCUCGACGCUCUCGAAGUAUGAUCACGACGCAGACUCAGAUAUUGAGAAUGGACGAGAACAACCACCUUCAGCUCGCAAGCAGGGACUUUUCCAUUUGGUCUCGACGGAGGCUCUCAUGACAUCGACUCACCAUGAAUCAUUCACGGUCCUCCAGUCGGACUUCGAGUGGUUUGGCCCAUCUCUGCCUCACACCACGAUGCUCACAGUCUUGAAGUUCUUUGAGGUACCCAGCUUUUGGCUCGAAUUUCUGGAAAAGUUCCUGCAGACUCCCAUGCGUUUCGUUCAAGACGGCCCAAAUGCCGAGAUCGUGGUACGAAAGAGUGGCGUCCCUAUUUCACACACCUUGAGCGAUUUCAUGAGCGAAGCUGUCCUCUUCUGUCUGGACUUUACGGUCAAUCAUGAAUCUGGAGGCAAUCUUUACCGAAUCCACGAUGACCUUUGGUUUUGGGGCUCGAACAGCUCCGCCGUUGCAGCAUGGAAGGCGAUGGGCAGUUUCAAUCGCGUGAUGAAGAUGCGAUUUAACGACAAAAAGACUGGCUCGGUUCAGAUCAACGCUGAUGGCAGACAAAAUUCUACGUCAGCCUGGCUCCCAAGAGGCCCUGUCACAUGGGGCUUUCUGCAACUUGGCUCGCGUGGUACCUGGCAGAUCGAUAACGACAAGAUCAAAGAGCACACAGCAGAGCUCCAGUUACAAUUGAAAGCUUGCAAAUCCAUCUUCGCCUGGAUCCAAGCCUGGAACGUCUAUGCAGCUCGCUUCUUUGCCACCAAUCUCGGCCCACCAUCACGCUGUCUCGGUAGGGCGCACAUCGAUAUGGUAAUCGCCGCAUUCACCAAGCUCCAGAACGAAGUCUUCUCCAGUCACGGAAACCACAAAAGCGUGACGGAGUACCUCAAAUCUGAACUCCAAAAACGAUUCUCACUGGCCAACAUCCCUGACGGCCUCCUCUUCUUCCCCAUCGAACUAGGUGGUCUCGGACUACAGAAUCCACUGAUCCCUCUCCUCCUCCGGCGCGCCAAUGCCCCCUCCGCCCCAGCCGAGCGCAUCCGCGAAGCCCUAGAGAAAGAGAAAAUACUCUACAACAAUGUGCGCAAAAAGUACGACGAAGGCAACCGUACCCACCGCGUAGUCAAAAGCCUCAUGGGUGAGUAUAACGAGUUCAUCAGCUUUGAAGACUACAUGGCAACCAUCGAAUCCCACGGUGCUGAGAUACUCCAAGCGUAUCAGUCACUCCUCGAAGAACCCAACGAACAGCGAGACAUGACGACUCCAGUGAUGGAAAAAGCGAUCGAGUCGUUACCGGCGGAAAGUCGUACCUGGCAGCGCGAUGCGUACAUGCAGUGGAUCGUGCAGUUGUACGGCGGGGACAUCAUCAAAGAGUUUGGUGGGCUGGCACUUGGUGAUAUACGCUUGUUGCCCAUCGGACUUAUCAGUAUGUUGAGAGGGCAGCGGAUUCAGUGGCAGCAGUGA